AGGUAACAUGAUAUGAAACCAAAAAGGAUAAAAGAAGAAUUUACAUUAAGCCCGAGAUCGAAGAUCCCCGUUCUUAAUUUAUUCCCCAUUUCUGCCUCGUUGGCUUGCUUAGGGCUAUCAAAUUACCGCAUUCUUAUCUAAUUUCAUUUUUUUCGUUCUUGAAAAAUAAAAAUAAAGAUAAAAUUUUUUAGCCUCUACAGCCACACUCUACUCUUCUCUCUGCAUUUCCUUUCUCUACACGCUGCUCGCUUUUUUUUUUUCUCUACUUUUUUAUAAUAGAAGUAUUUGAUUACGCUUUAAUCUGAUGCUUGCUUCCCAAUGGAUUUCUUCUAUUGCUACUAGCUUCGAUACGCAUCUGCUGCUUUCUAUUUCACGAGAUCUCCUCACUGUUAACUCGCUUUGAUAGCCAAUGGCGUUGAAGCGGGGACUAUCCGGUGUGGGCGUCCAAAGGAACAGAAGUUCUGGAUCUCGAUUGCCUAUCGCGAUUCUCGUUUUCUUCUCAGUUCUCGCGCCACUUGGUUUCCUUGUCGGGCGAGGGCUUUAUAUUUCUGAUCAAAAUAGUAUUCAAAGUGAUUCUAGCAAGCAGAAUGUUGAUUGGAGGGAAAGGCUGGCAUUGCAAUCUAUCAAAUCCCUUCUCACUAAAGAGGUCAUCGAUGUUGUCACUUCAAGCACGGCUGAUUUGGGUCCACUAAGUCUUGAUUCUUUCAGAAAAGGCAAUUUGUCUGCAUCGUGGAAAGUUAUUGGGGUAGAAGCUUCAGUUGAGGAUAAUGCUACUUCUCAGUCAAACCAAAAGGCUACAGACUUCAAACAAGAAACAUCUCAAGUAAAAGAGGGAAAGGUUCUAGAUGAUGAUCAUUCACAUGAUACACCUGCUAAAACACUUCGAAGGCAACUUAGAGAGAAAAGACGUGAGAAGCGGGCAGCUGAGUUGGUGCAACAAGAUGCUGAAGCUACUGUGAAACUUGAAAAUGCCGCCAUUGAACGAUCCAAAGCUGUGGACUCUGCAGUUCUGGGCAAAUACAAUAUAUGGAGAAAAGAAAAUGAGAAUGAUAACUCUGAUUCCACAGUGCGCUUGAUGAGGGAUCAAAUUAUAAUGGCAAAGGUUUAUGUAAGUAUUGCAAAGAUGAAAAAUAAGCUUGAGUUGCUUCAAGAACUACAGAUUAGACUCAAAGAGAGUCAACGUGCCUUAGGGGAGUCAACAGCUGAUGCUGAUCUACCUCGCAGUGCAUCCGAGAAAAUUAAAGCUAUGGGCCAAGUUCUAUCCAAAGCAAGAGAGCAAUUGUAUGAUUGCAAGUUGGUCACUGGAAAGCUCAGAGCAAUGCUUCAGAUAGCAGAAGAACAAGUUAGGAGCUUGAAAAAACAGAGCACGUUCCUGAGUCAAUUAGCUGCCAAAACAAUUCCCAAUGCAAUCCAUUGCUUAUCGAUGCGUUUGACCAUAGAAUACUAUCUCCUUCCCCUUGAAAAGAGAAAGUUUCCUAGAAGUGAGAAUUUGGAAAAUCCAAAUCUCUACCAUUAUGCCCUCUUCUCUGAUAAUGUCUUGGCUGCAUCAGUUGUUGUCAACUCAACUAUCUUGAAUGCCAAGGAUCCUUCAAAACAUGUUUUCCAUCUUGUUACAGAUAAACUUAAUUUUGGAGCAAUGAACAUGUGGUUUCUGUUGAAUCCCCCUGGAAAAGCCACCAUUCAUGUUGAAAAUGUUGAUGAAUUCAAGUGGCUUAAUUCAUCCUAUUGCCCUGUCCUACGGCAGCUUGAGACAUCUGCAAUGAAGGAGUAUUAUUUCAAGGCUGAUCAUCCAACCACAUCUGGAUCUUCAAACUUGAAGUACCGAAACCCGAAGUAUCUCUCAAUGCUUAACCACUUGCGGUUCUAUCUGCCACAAGUCUACCCCAAGUUAGAUAAAAUCCUAUUUCUUGAUGAUGACAUUGUUGUCCAGAAAGAUUUGACUGGAUUGUGGUCUGUGGAUCUCCAUGGAAAAGUGAAUGGUGCAGUAGAAACCUGUGGUGAAAGCUUUCAUAGAUUUGACAAGUAUCUGAACUUUUCAAAUCCUCAUAUUUCAAGAAACUUUGAUCCUAAUGCUUGUGGUUGGGCAUAUGGAAUGAAUAUUUUUGAUCUCAAGGAGUGGAAAAAGAAGGAUAUAACUGGCAUAUACCACAAGUGGCAAAAUAUGAAUGAAGAUAGAGUGUUGUGGAAGCUUGGAACACUUCCUCCUGGGCUGAUUACAUUUUAUGGUCUGACACAUCCACUUGAGAAGUCAUGGCAUGUACUUGGUCUGGGUUACAAUCCAAGUGUAGACAGGAGAGAAAUUGACCAUGCAGCAGUUAUCCACUAUAACGGCAACAUGAAACCGUGGCUGGAGUUGGCUAUGACAAAGUAUCGACCAUACUGGGCCAAGUACAUCAAGUAUGAUCACCCCUACCUCCGGAGCUGCAACCUGAGUGAAUAAACCUGAUUAAGUGUGACCUAUUUGUUUUUUGCUUUGCUUCUCUCUAUCCCACAUUGUUUAUUCUUCUUUGUAAUUCAUUAAAUUCAUUCCCCGAAGCACUCACACAUUGGAACGAGUUAACAGAUUGUAUGCAAUGUUAACCAGCGAAGACACCCUUUGAUUUUUUCCUCCCUUCUCCAUUUUGGAGAUAAGUUCAAUUUAGACAGAAUAGUGAACCUCAUAUGAACCUGAGUCCACUGUAUUUUUUGAACAAUGGCUCGUUUGCAGGAUUUAAUGUAUGAGUAUUUAAAUCUUAUAAAGACUCGAAUUUCUGACUU
Messenger RNA from Theobroma cacao (cacao), 2757 nucleotides. RefSeq names its product galacturonosyltransferase 1 (gene GAUT1). Gene Ontology annotation, molecular function: polygalacturonate 4-alpha-galacturonosyltransferase activity. Lineage: Eukaryota; Viridiplantae; Streptophyta; Magnoliopsida; Malvales; Malvaceae. The record is from RefSeq and is a predicted model, not a curated record.